Molecule: messenger RNA, 828 nt
Organism: Paramecium pentaurelia
Lineage: Eukaryota; Ciliophora; Oligohymenophorea; Peniculida; Parameciidae
Source: the annotation of a GenBank genome assembly
AAUGGACGCCACAGGUGAUAUACCUCCAUGGAAAUUUAUAUAUUUAGAAGUUUCAAUGCUACUCCCUUCAAUUGUAACAUGUGUACUCUUCUGGAAAUAUGGAUAUCCUAUGAUAGCAUUAUUAACGAUUUUACUAUUCUGCUAUCUUAUAGUACCAGGAUUGUUAUUAUAGUAAUUCAUUAUAAUUACCAAUUAGUCUUGAUAAAGUUUCUACUCAUGUUACAAGAUUAUCAUCAAGUUUUGCUAAUAUUGCCUUGGAAUAAAGUGAAUAACUAAAAAAAGGUAUGAUUUGGUUUGCUGCUUGUUUAACAAUCUCCUUUUUAGCAUUCUUUAUUUCACUCAGUUACAUUCCUUUUUGGUCUUUUCAUACAAUAAAUUUCUUCUACAUGGCAAAUACUGAAAUUAUUGUGGUAGAGAAUAUAAAUAUAGUUAGAUCUCAGUAUUGAUGCUUUUGUUAGAUCCAUUUUUAGAAGAAUUCUUUUGGAGAGUCUUCCUACAGAGUGGUUUAGCUGGUGGAUUAACAUACUCAAAUCCAAAAGAAUGGAUAAUCUGGAUAGUUGCCAUCCAUUAUGGAUUACUUUAUGUCUUCAUUUUUGCAGUUGUUACAUCGUAAUUUCAAUUUAUAUUUACUUAGCAAAUUCUACUAUGCAAUCUUCUGUGCUAUACCGUUCGUAAUUUUCAGUAGAAAAUUUGCAUUUAUUCGUGACUCUGGUGUUUUAACAGCUAUUUUAGGACAUACUGGAUUUAAUCUUGGAUUUGUAAUCGUAUUAAAUUUAUGGUAUUGGAAUAAUUGGGAAGUUCAUGGAUGGAAACCAUAUGACUUUUGAA